AUGACUAUUGAUGAUAGUACUAUUGAUAUUCAUCUUUCUAAACUUGUUGAUUGGUUAGUCGAUCGUCGUCAUUGUUCAAAAGAUUGGAAUGAACGAUCAAUAGCUAUUCGAUCGAAAAUUCAACAAGCUAUUUUAGACAUGCCAGAACAUGAUGAAAUAAAAAGAUUACUUGGCUCAUCAUAUUUGGAUUAUUUUUGUUGUCUUAAAAUUGUUGAAAUAUUAAAAGAAACAGAAAAAGAAAGUAAAAAUAUGUUUGGCAUGUAUUCAUCACAACGAAUGAAGGAUUGGAGAACAAUUGUUUCAAAUUAUGAAAAAAAUUCUGUUUAUCUUGUUGAAUGUGGUCAAAUUCUUCAACGAAAUGUUGUUUUUGAAAUUCCUGCAUUAAAAAAACAUAUUGGAAAAUGUCAACAAAUUCGAGAAGAAUGUAAUACACGUCAUACAGAAUUAGAUAAAAAUAUUCAUGAAAUUGAAAAACAAUAUGUACAAUUAUGUUCUGAUAUGUCAAUUAAAGGUGAUAAUGUUCAACAAGAACUAAUUCAACGCAUUGAAUAUUUACCAAACAUAUGUACAGAAUUAGCUAGUGGAGAUCAAAGUUCAAUUCCAUUAUUAAAACCUGCUGUUGAAUUUUAUAUAGAAUUUAUGAAACAUUUUCAUCCAUCAUCAAAAUCUGAUAAUGAAGAAUUUUUACCUAUAAUUAAAUAUUUAAUUGAAAAUGGAAAUACAACUGUUUAUCAAUGGCGAACUGGUGGCCAUAUACCUGUUAGUAUUGAACGACCACCAUUAAAUUAUAAAUUUGCUGAAACAACAGAAACAAAUGAAGAAGAACCAAAUAUUAUUUUAGGAUUAGAUGAUGAUUUAAUAACAUCUACUCAAGGUAUUGAAGUUAAACAAACAGCAGAUCAAUCUGAUGUUAUUGAUUUUGAUACUGAAGCGGAAAUUGAUUGGUCUGCUAUUGAUACAGUACCAGAAUUACUUGAUCCAGCUCUUACAUCAAAUGGUACAAAUCCUAAUUCAAUUGCUGAUGCUCUUAGAGAUGCUGCUCUUAAUGGAUUAAAUCAUCCAAUUGAUGAUGGUAUCGCUCAUGGUAAUGAUGCAUUAACAUUAUUAGAAAAUCGUUCAACAUAUACAUUAUUUAUUCAUGAACUUUAUCGACUUCAAUCAUUUUUAAAACAACGUCUUAAUGAAUAUCAUGUUAAUGAAACUAUUCUUAUGACAUUUAUCAUGCAAAAUACACCAGUAUCAAUACAAAAAAUAAAUGAAAACGAUUUAAAAUCCUUUUUAAAAAAUGUUGAUUCAAUAUUUACAUCGAUUGCUCAUCGACAAUUAGAUCGUUUAUUUUCAAUGCGUGAUUCAUACAAAUUUGUUGAUCGUCUUAUAAAUUGUUUUCAACAAAAGAAAGUUUCUAUUGAACGUAAUCGUUUACAACAAAAAGAAUUAGAAGAAAAAGCAUCAAGUUCUUUAAAAGAAGAACAACAAUUAAAAGAAAAACUUAAUUUAUUAAUUUCAUAUACUAAACAACUUAAAGAACAGGUAGCUAAAGAAAUUUCUGUGAAAAAAUGUCAAAAUCGACGUAUUAAUAUAAUGGGUGAAAUCAACACAUUAUAA
This is a messenger RNA of Rotaria sp. Silwood2, 1605 nucleotides long. The record is from the annotation of a GenBank genome assembly. Lineage: Eukaryota; Metazoa; Rotifera; Eurotatoria; Philodinida; Philodinidae.